ACCGGGAAAUUUGCCCCGGUCUUCCUCGUUACGUUUGGACUACUGCUCGCUGCGAAUUAUGAAGGGGUCAGAGGUCAAGAGUGUGAUCACGUGAGACAGGAAGACAGAGGUGGCAGAAAAUGCUCCAAGCGUUGCGUGUCGGACAAAGACUGCACGAGCCAGAAGAAGAAGUGCAUGUGCGACGGCAAGUGUGGGAAGAGCUGUAUCAACCCAA
Messenger RNA from Aplysia californica (California sea hare), 214 nucleotides. RefSeq names its product protein lev-9. The record is from RefSeq and is a predicted model, not a curated record. NCBI's taxonomy places the organism in Eukaryota, Metazoa, Mollusca, Gastropoda, Aplysiida, Aplysiidae.